This is a messenger RNA of Salpingoeca rosetta, 2786 nucleotides long. RefSeq lists its product as uncharacterized. Gene Ontology annotation, molecular function: protein binding. The transcript is spliced from 19 exons. The coding region runs from base 1 to 2229 and encodes 742 amino acids. NCBI's taxonomy places the organism in Eukaryota, Choanoflagellata, Craspedida, Salpingoecidae. The record is from RefSeq and is a predicted model, not a curated record.
AUGUCUGGUUGGCCUGAGGAGCAGCGCGUGAGGCCGAACCGGGCGGGCAGCCUCCCUCGAAGAUCAGCACGCGAGGGAGUGCGCCAUACGGAUUCUCCACUCAUGCGUUCCACGGGCAGCGACUCAAACUACAACCCUCGCCGCAGUCCCCAGCAGUACCCAGGCGUUGGUGGCGGUGGCCAUCACCAGCACCCGCACCACCAUGGCCAUCCCCAGCAGCCAGUACCGCCGCCACCUGGAGCAGGAUACCGCCCCCAAAGCGGAACAACUCAAUCAAGCUUCUCCAUGUCUGACGAUUGGUUGUACCAGCUGGAGGAUCGAAUCACCCAGACAGCAUCAUCGCAGGGACAGCUCAAGGGCGAGUUUGUCAUGAUACAGGGCCGCGUGCAAAUCCUGGAGCAGCAGCUCGCCUCUGAGCGGGAGCGCUCGCGGCGCCUUGAGCAAGAGCUGCACUCCUUUCGCAGCGAAAUGCAUCGCUUCCAACAGAACGUUCACGGCGACUUUUCCACCUUGCGAGAGACGCUGGUCUUCUACAAGAACAUUCUUUCCAGGCAUGAAAUCCACUUCGAUUUACCGCCAGCCAUUGCCAAGAGACUGGAUUACAUGAACCCCCUCUCCAGGAUGGGUGCCCACUUGCAUCGGGAGGAUCGCCAAGGGGUGGAGGUCAUGUCCUGGGUCAAGGAUGUCCAACGCCAAAUGCCGCGCAUGCAGCAAUUUCAGCUCACGCUCCAUCCGCACCCGGAAGACCCAUCACGAUACGAGCUUGAGCUGACUAGCGAUGGCAUGGGGCAUCUGGUGGUCAACAAACUCUCCCAGGGCCUGUACGAUGACGGCCUGCGCAAAGGCGACAUCCUGCGCUUUGUUGAGGGAGCUGAGUUGAGCCACGCCACAGUGCCCGCUGCUGUGGCGCUGUUCCGCCGACGGUCAGAGGGCACGCGCGUCGGUGUGGAGCGGGAGAUGCCACAGCAGCCACAACAGCACCAGGACCAGAGCAGGCCGGAUUCGCGCACGGGCGCUGCCAGUCACAUUGGCACCUCUGUGCAAGUGGAAGGAAGCGUGCAGGCGACAACCACGGUACCGUCUGUGCAGUCACCGAGCCGUGUGCCCGCGGCCACCCGGCCGCGUGUGGGGUCGUUUGCAUCGUCAGACAGCCCGUAUGAGAGCAGCAGCACCAUUCGCGGGUUCCGUGCCCCCGCCAUUCGCUAUGAGUCCGAGACAGACGACGCAGAGCCAGACAACAACAGCGACGACGAGAACCGGGCGACAUACCACGCGUACAUGGCGCAGCAGCGGCCUCAGCAGGAGGGGGGACAAGCGGGCCAGUCGGCCCCGUCGCCCCAAAACAACCCAAGCCAGGCCGCAACAGCCAGCGGCAGCAACAUGGCGGAUACCAGUCGCCAGGCAUCCAGUGCCAGUCUUGCGUCACAGCACACCCUGUCGGGUUCGACGCAGCUGACAAUGCCGCCUCCGCCCUACCAUCAGCCACAGCAGCAGCAGCAGCAGCAGCAGGGACAACAUGCACCACCACAGCAUGUGUCGCAUCAGCAGCCAUCGCCUCAAGGCGGGCAGCAGGCUGAGUCCAACAACGACGUGUUUGCGCCACCCGCAGCGCCGCUGGUAGAGGAGCACCAGGUGUCGUUUCAGCGGCUCAACCCAAACUCACUUGGGUUUGGCGUUCGCGGCGUCUGCGACAAUGACGGCCAGAACUGCCAGCUGUUUGUGGGCAGCCUGAGUGAUGGCAGCCCCGCCCAGCGGCACGGCAACUUCAUGUAUAUGAAAGAAAAGCUCAAGGCGACAGGGCACACAUCGAUUCUUGUCAUAUCACGAAAGCAAAGCCAGGCCAAAUUGAUGCGUGCGCUGUCAAAGCACCGCCAAAAGGAGGAGGAGAAGCGCCUUGCCCUGGAUGCAUUGGCGACGCUGCGUGAACGCCAUGAAAACCUGCUGUUCCAGCUCUGCACUCUGACCAGGGAUGCACCAGAUCAGCCCCUUGGGCUCACGUUGGGGGAGACGACGCAGCUUGGCGUCGUGGUUCAGAGCGUCAAGGAAGGCGGGCUUGCAGCCAAGGCGCAACAAGUCCAUGUCGGCGACGUGCUCGUCAACGUGAAUGGCUGGUCUCUUGCCGGCCUUGCCCGUUCAGACGCCCGCAAGAAACUGCGGGAGGCGAGCGAGGUGCUGCAUCUCGUCCAUGCUCGCCCAAAGAAGCGGUCGCAACCCAACACGGACCUGUAGUCUAGUGGCAGAGGAGUGAGGAGAGAAGGGAGAAGAACGGAGAAAGAAAGUGAAGAAAAGAGGAGAGAAGAGAGCGCGUGUGUAUGUGUGUGCGUGUGCGUGUGUGGAGAAGGUGUGUGAGCGUCCACCUGUGUUCUUGUGUUGGUCUGUAUCACCUACAUACACAUACACAAUAGGUACACUGCUGUGUCACCAUGUCAUAGUGUCAUGUCAUGUCACUAUGUCAUGUCAUGUCACAUCACUGUGUCUUACCAUGCAGACCAUUUGACAUCAUUGUAUCAUUCUAUCGUUCUUAUCAUUACCACCUUACCCAGCAUUCAGAUCAUCAUAUUCUGCCUGUUCCCACUUGGUGCGUGGUUUGUUCAUUCAUUCUGAAGUUCUGAGGUGCUUUGUCCAAGUCCAAGUGACUAAGUGAGCCGAUGUCACCCCACACCGGCUGAUACAAAGCAUCCUGCCUGACUGACAUGCAGUGUCACUGACUGACUUGUGCAUUUCUGAUCGUGCCACCUGCUGUGCUGUUCUCUCGUGAGCUUGCAUCACGUCAAUAGAAGAGGAAA